AAAUUGUAUUUCACGUGUAAUUACAUAUACUGGUUACAUAAAAGUGUUAAGUUACUUGUUUCCUUCAUCAUAGAUAUUAUAAUUAAUACGUUUUGUGAUAAAGUUAAUGUGAAAACGUAAAAUCACGUCGUGACGUUUAGGGCGUACAUUUUUGGCCGCGUUCAUGUGACAGUAAUCGUUCAAGCUAUAAAAAUGAAGCGUCAAUGAACCAGAAAUUAGAAGAUUCAGAUGUAGAAGAGGGAACGUACAUUCCGUUGACGCGACCGGAAGCCUUCAACCCUCCAUCAUUGGUUCACAUGCAGAUUCAAGAUGAACAAAGCGAUGAUCCCACACCAGAGGAGUCAUCAGGUUCGGAGUCGGAUGAAGAGCCUCGAAGGCGCGCGAAACGGGUGAAGCUGCGCCCGCGGCGGCCGCAGUCAUCAUCGCAGUCAGACAAAAAAGAAAAAUAUAAUAUCUGGUGCAAAACGUUACAGGAGGAUUUAUUAACUGAAGACAUGGUCUCCUGUGAUGUAUCCAAAAAAAGUAAAUAUGGCGUUGAAUCUUAUGAUUAUACCAUUAAAUAUAGGCUAGAUGACGAUUAUGUGUCUAAAAAAAUUUUUACAAACAAUAGUAAUUACGAAAGGGAGCGCACGUCAAAUAAAAGGAGGUACUCUGAUAGGUCAAAUGUUAAAUUAAGGCUUGGGAAGAGAGAGAACAGCCAUCGUCGCCAACACGAAAGAUCAGAGCCAAAGUAUCUGCCAGAUUUGAUUGUCACCACAGAAAACUCUAUUGACAGCAUAGCCACAGAAAUUGCCGAGAAAUUAUCCGAAGAAAAGAAAGAUUUAGUGGGUAAAAUUGUGCAAGUGAUUGGUGUAAAUAAAGCAAUAGAAUUAUACAAAGAAACACAAAGGCUGGAGGCUGAUGGAGGCAUGCUAGUCGUUAACGGAACACGCAGACGCACGCCAGGCGGUAUCUACUUUUUCUUACUAAAGCGCGACAAUGAAGUAUCGCAAGAAAUGAUCAGCCAGAUCUUCAACGAAGAUAGGAGGGAAACGGCGCGAAAUAUAAAGAAAGCGCGGUCCAAAAGUCGCCAGAAGGUUAUGGAAGAGCUGAAACAGAGUCUCACAGAAGCGGAAUUACCAUCACUACUAUCCCGCGGUGAGACGACAGUCCAAUCAGAGCACGGGUCCAACCCGCCGCCGUCUCCGGCGACAGACGCGCGCGACUGUUCGAGCGACACGGACGCGCACACAGACGCGGCGGUGCCCUCCCCCGCGCGGCCUCCUUCACCGCCGCCAGACAGGGAUACGCGCCAGUUAAACAACUAUGACGAUGAUGACUUCCUCGAAGUCAUGUGCAACGAUGACAUGGACUUGUUCUAAGUGGUAUUUACACUUGUGCGGAAAACUAUCUUGUGAAAGUGCGUUCUUGGCCAAGGUUUAAUCAUGAAAUGCGAGUGAUUUUUUACUGCUAGUAUGCAGCGGAUUGUAUGAUGGAAUUGUUAUCAUACCAGGUCAAAUAUAUUGUGAUGAUAAUGUCCGAUGAUCCCUUGACGGCGACUCCUACAGUCUUCUUUGAUGAGAUCGGAUAUUGUUAGCGAAACAAAGUUUCGUUUAAAACGGUUUAGUAACCAAACAACCUAUUUUUACGACCAUUUAGAUGGAAUGGUAUUGAAGAAUAAUUUUGCCCAUUCCUCUUAUAGUGUAGAUUAUAUGUCACUUAACAGCAAUCUGUGCAGAUUACCGAGCAUAGAUGAAUACAAAACUGAAGACUGUUCACGAAAAUACUGCCUGACAGUUUGGCCUGAUACUAAUAUAUUUGGAAAUAAUGUUAGUGGUGAUCAUGCAUGGUGCUUGUUUAUGAUUCUUGAGUCAAUGUAUGUUCUAUAUGAAUUGUGCACAUCAUAUCUCCAUAUGAUGGUAUGCUAGUAUAGAGGAAAAAAGUUGCUUUUUACCUUUGCCUCAGAAAGGCAGCUUAUUAAGUCAUAAAUCCAUUAUAUGUUAAAGGAACAAAAUUGCCUAAAAUUUAUGUAUAUAUUUUGACACACUAUGUAUAAUAUAUUUAAAUGGGUCAUGUUGAAAUUAUUAAUUUUGUUGACUUGGCAACAUUAAUAAAAAUUACAAUAGUUUAAUGAAUAUGAAAGCAUUUUCGUAAACUCAAGUGUAUUAUUUUCUAUCGACAGCUCUAAUUUGGUCUCUAUGGUAUAAUCAUAGACUUUGAUGUCUCAUCUCGUCAGUUAUUAUAGUAUGUAGUGUAUGUUACGUUUGUUUAUUUAUCCCUAGUUUUAAUUACUCAUGGUAACAUACAAAGAUACCUACAUCUAGAAACUUAGGAUUACUUAGUGCUGUAAAAUCUAAUUACGAGAAACCCUUUAUCAACAUUAAUUAUUGAAAAUGUAUGAAGCAAAACCGCAGUAAUUUUCCUUUGGAGUAUUUAUAAAUGGCGUAAUUCUUGGCUUAAAUCUAAUAACAGUAGUUAUUAAAUGGAACUGUCAGCAAAAAAAAUACUUUAACUACCCCACUAAUGUAAUCAAAUAAAACAGUUGGUUGGCUGUUGAAAAUAAAUAAGAUCUAUAGUAAAGGUUUUUUUGUUGAUGGUACUGUCAUAGCCCUUAUAUAGACUGAGUAUGUGGAGGCAAUGGCGAUUAAAGAAGACGUUAAUUUCCGUUCUAAUUGCGUUGUUUGUUAAUAUAGUUGGCACCUCAAUGUUUAGAAUAAUCAAGGGUCAGUUUAAAUAGUUUAAUGUAUUAAUGAAGAUAGCUUUUGUUAUUGGACAUAACAAAUUACUUUCACUUGUAUAAAUACCAAAGUGUGAAAAUGAGUUUCUAUUUUAUAAAGAAGGAAAAAUAUUUUUAAACAAUCAAAAAUAUCGAUCUCAACGCAUUGUAAAGGAAUUGGUGAACUUAUCGAAAAAUCUGGAACAUAAUGGAACAUAUUGUGUACUUUACGAAUCGGGGCAUUUGUGUUCACUCCGCCUAUGAAAUUAUUUUUGUAAACGAACGUCGGUUAUUGUAAUGGCUGUAAAUUAGCUGUAGAUGUAGACAAUAAUACUUUCCUUUCGGCUGUUGCUGUGGCUGUACUCGCCACGUAUAGAGCUUCGAUCACACCUACGCGCCGAAAACGCAGCGGCGAAAAUAACGUGCUGUAGUGUGUAUAAACAAAGUUGAAUAGUAUCGCUACACAAUACUUUUUCUUACGUGAAAACGUCUUUUAUGUAUCAGAUAUGAUGAAUAAAGUGAGGAUCGCCUUUUAAAAAAUUGAGAAGUAACGGAAAUAACGGCUGUGUAGCUUUGAAAUAUGAACCCCUUCUAUAUCGUGACCUAAAUUAUAGGUAGUAACGAUUUUGGCUGUGUUUUAAAUUCUAAUCUUAAGUAUAUGAAUACUUAAUUAAAAAAUGAUCUAUUAUUCUUUAAACAUACAUAUUAUAAUAGUAUUAUAAUGUUAUUUGUUAUACAACCAAAAUGCAGCAAUUAUUUGUCUUUAUAAUUUCCCUAAUCGUCAAAAUUUUUGACGAAACAAGCGUUUCAUCCCUAACUCAUUUAAAUACACACAGCAGAUCUCAUCACAUAUGUGAACGAAGCUUUAUAUUAUGUACUUUAUCUCAUACAUGGAAUUCUAUAAUUAUUAGUGAAGUCUAGACUUGUAACUAGACGGAGCUAUCGACAUAGAAUACGAGAAUGUAUUUUAUUACAGUUUGGCUCAGUGUUUUAAGAAAUAUGUGUUAAUAUUUCAGGUGCAAAUUUUUUAAUGUUUGAAAUAUAUAAAAGUCUAUACAGACGAAUUUUAUACACGUCGACGACGCAUAUUCAGUGCAGUUCCCGACUGUCACGUUAACAGCGCGUUGUCGGGGAGUAAAAAGCGCACCAUCUGAAUAGGCCCUUAUAUUUUUUUAAAUAAAGUUCUUCAAAACGCUGAGCAGAGCUGUGUUACUUAUGUUUAAUACCUAGGGAGUUAUUUUUAAAUGGUAAAUAUUGCCAAAAUGGCAAUUGUAAGCGUUAGAAGUAGUUGCUUCGUACUGAUUGUCUUUUAUACAAAUGGAACGCUUUCAGAAGUGUUGUGAAGAUGGUAUUGAAUACUGUGAACGUUACAGAAAUGGACUCUGAAAUAAUUUGUAUAAUAAAAAUUGGAAACAA
Molecule: messenger RNA, 4111 nt
Organism: Manduca sexta (tobacco hornworm)
Lineage: Eukaryota; Metazoa; Arthropoda; Insecta; Lepidoptera; Sphingidae
Gene: Phax
Product: phosphorylated adapter RNA export protein
Exons: 6
Coding region: 204-1361 (385 amino acids)
Biological process (GO): snRNA export from nucleus
Cellular component (GO): nucleus
Source: RefSeq, a predicted model, not a curated record